Chelmon rostratus (copperband butterflyfish) is the source of this 1315-nucleotide messenger RNA. RefSeq names its product granzyme B-like. Bases 62 to 796 code for a protein of 244 amino acids. The record is from RefSeq and is a predicted model, not a curated record. The transcript is spliced from 5 exons. Gene Ontology annotation, biological process: proteolysis. NCBI's taxonomy places the organism in Eukaryota, Metazoa, Chordata, Actinopteri, Chaetodontiformes, Chaetodontidae. Gene Ontology annotation, molecular function: serine-type endopeptidase activity.
UGAAAUUGUCAGUGAUGUGUGCCACCGCUUGUCAGUAGCUCAGCUGGACUGUGAUCUCAACAUGUUCAUCCUCUGCAACCUGGUUACACUGAUACUCGUGCUGACUCUUGGUGGUCAAGUUCACACAGGGGAGAUCUUUGGAGGCCAUGAGGCUGUGGCACAUAGCAGGCCGUACAUGGUGCUGUUGAAGCAGCACACAAAGAACGAGAAAACAAAACAAUGUGAUGGCUUCCUGCUGAAUGAGGAUUUUGUGAUGACUGCAGCCCACUGCCAAGCAGAGUCCUACACAAUCUCACUGGGAGUUCACGACGUCCAUAAAACGGAGGAAAUACAGACUGUAUCAGUGAAACAAGCAUUUCCACAUAAAGACUACAAUGCUAAUAAAUAUGUAAAUGAUAUAAUGCUUCUGAAGUUGAGCUCCAAGGCAAACUUCAGCAACAAUGUGAAACCCAUUGCUCUCGCAGGCCAAACUGAUGACUCUCUGCCUACAUCAUGCAUCGUCUCCGGCUGGGGAAUAACAGACAAGAACCCUAAACACACAUCUGACGUACUCAUGGAGGUCAACAUAACACUCAUUGACAAAAAGCGUUGUCCGAAGGAACACUCGUACUGCUCUCAGGAUAAAAGUGGGCCGCGUAAUGGAGACUCUGGGGGUCCACUGGUCUGCGAGGAUGGAAAAGCAUACGGGGUGGUGUCCUCCUGCUUCAAACCAAACUCAGGCGGCCCGCUGAUCUAUGCUUUUGCUAAGAUUUCUGACUACAGAAGCUGGAUCGAUUCAACGAUGGAACAGCAUUAAAUAAACGUAAUGGCUGAUUGAUCAAAUUGCAACAUUUGAAUUUGCACUUUGUGUGUCAUUGGAGGGCUGAUAAUUAGGGCUGCUACUGCUGCAUCAAGACGACCUGUUUGCUUUAGACAGAUUUAAUCAAAAUAUGAUUUACUUUGAUAAAGCUGAAAGACUAAAAAACAUAAUCUGAAUGUGAUUUGUUUAGUUUAAAAAAGUGAGGUGUUGUGGCUUUUUAUGGUAUCGCUGCUUCUUCCUGCUGCUUCACAACUUGACAACUACACUUUUUUUUACAAUAAACCUCAGAUUAGAAUUGGGCAAAUAAAAAAGUUAAACCAUUCACAUGCUCUUAUAUUUUAAGGCUCGCACACAAAUUAAGUAUUGCUUUUAAGUGAAGACUAACUGCCAUUUAAUAGAUGAUUAUACUCAUUAAAUACAUUAAUGCCUUGUGCAUCAUCUCUUAAACUCGAUCAAAUGAGAACAGGAAGUUUGUUUUGUGCAAUCUUUUCAAUAAACUGUUGCUCUUGCACCAUG